UCAAAAUAAAAUCUUUUCCAUUUUACAUAAAUUAUCUCAUGUUUAUGGAUUUAUUUUUACAGCUAUAGGAAAUUUUAAAACGUAUAUAUAGAUUAAACUUAUAUCUGUGAUAUGGAUUUUUAGAUCUUAGAGAUCUAGUCCCAGUUUAUACGAUGACGUGUGAUAUCUUUGUCACAUCACAAAAUCACAAAAUUUGAUUAUUGUGAGAAACUAUUCUCUGUAUUUUAAACACAGUUUGCACAGGCCUUCACAUAAAGUCUUGUCUGAGUAGCCUAAAUGUUGAAGUGGAAAUAACUACUUUAGCCUAAUAUUGAAUAUGAUCUUUGUCGUUUUUCUUUGUCAAUUAUAUCUGAUAUUUGAAGCUGAAAAAGGGGGGGAUAUACGGACGUUGGAAGAUGUCUGACACAGCCGAAACAAAACCAGAUAAAUAAAAAUGUAAUCUGCACAGACGUGACUCCAGAUCCAGACGUUGUUUGAGCUUCAUGUUGCAAAGUUUUUCUAAUAUAGUGGUAUUUAAAAUGUGUUUUGGUGAGCAGCAGUGGUAGGGUGCUUACGUGUCCUAUAAAGUACCUCGUAAAAUAAAGCUUCCAGAAACAUACUGUAUCGUUUUGGGUAACAUAGAAGAGAUUUUAGCAGCAACAACUGUCUGAGAUACUGUAAAAGAAUUUUUUCUUUUAGUCAUUCAUAUUUUCCAUCUCACAAACAGCAGAUCUUUCUCAUAUCUUGAUAAUUCUUAGCUUUAAAACUGGAGCUUGUUAUAUAGCAGAGCGGGUGAGUAUUUAAUGACCAAAGGGAUUGAUUUAUCCUUUAUUGUUCAGCCUUUAUGAUCACGUGUGUCUGCUACCCAAUGGCAUGGCAGCCUGUCUCCCCAUUACUAGCCCACUGUAGUUCUCUGUGGGGCCAAGUUGCUACUUGAUUUCUCCACAUUGUUAUUUUGUGAGGCUGGGUUUACUGCGUGUGUAUGUGUGUGUGGUGUGUGUGUGUGCACGUUUUUUACUUUUGCAUGUAUCUGCUGAAUGACUGCGUACAUGUGAAAGUGUAAUUUUUCUGCCAUGUCGACAUCCGGAACACUGACUAGUUACUUCGUCGAUUCCCUCAUUCUACCCGAGAGCGAGGAGGUCUCUGUGCCGAGAUACUCCUCCGGUCCUGGGCUCCAACAUGCCAGGCAGCCCGCUUCCAUCAGCGACCACAGCGAACUCGGGACUUGCACCUUCCCGUCCAAACCUCCGGUGUUCGGUCCGUCAUGGAGCCACGUCCCGGCUCAGUUCCCAGGCGCCGUCUCCUCUGUUUAUCAUCACCACUAUGGGCAUCCCCAAGGCCCCGUGGGCGCAGAUACAGAUGGCCGUUAUCAGUCGUGGCUGCUGGAACCCAUGUCCGGUUCCCUGCCCAUGACCGGAUUACCGACGACCCAUCACUACGGAAUCAAACCGGAGGGUCUGGGGACGCGGCUGACGGAGCCGCUGCCGGGCUCUCACACGGCGCUGCUGCUCUCUGAUUACGCGAACGGAACGGUCGCGACGACAUCACCGGUGGAAAAGGACGCACUGUCCGGCCAAGCGGGGGACAUGAGCGGGGAGGGCGAAGAGAAACCGGGCCUGGAUCCAAAUAAUCCGGUGUCCAACUGGCUCCACGCGAGUGCCACGAGAAAAAAGCGCUGUCCGUACACCAAGCACCAGAUCCUGGAGCUGGAGAAAGAGUUCCUCUUUAACACGUACCUGACCAGGGACCGUAGGUACGAGGUGGCGAGGCUCUUAAACCUCACCGAGAGACAGGUUAAAAUCUGGUUCCAGAACCGCAGGAUGAAGAUGAAGAAGUUUAAUAAAGACGGCGCACCGAAAGACGAGUGACUGAACCCGUAGAUGAAACAGUAUUUAGGCUGAUAGCUGAGCUGUGUGUGUGGAGGCUCUUAACUCUGCUGGACCUUGUUUUUAAACUUCAUUGUCUUAUUGUUCUAUAUAACAGAAGCUAUUAGGCUUAUUUGUCUUGUUAAAAAAAGAAAAGCAUGUUGGGCUUCAGUUUGAUGCGACUACCUUUAUAUUGCACAAUUUUAACAGUGCCCACUCGUUUUUUAAAUUUUAUUUUAUUUGUUCUUUACUGAUGUUGAUUUUGAAUUAAUACCUCGUUCCAGUGUAUUAGUUGGCCUGGUCCCUGUGCUUGUUUUUGUGUAUGGAUGUUUCUAGCUGUGUGUGUUUUCUGGUUUGUAGCUAUAUAUUUGUUGUCUAUCUCCGAGUCACCUGAGCGUAUAGUUUGUAAAAAAAAAAAAGAAAAAAAAAGUGUUAAUUUUAUUGUUUCUCCCUUAACUGCUAGAACUAUGACUGAUGACCAUGAGUUUGAAUCUAACAUUGGAGCCGUAGAAAAAGACUGAUCGCAUUUUGAAGUAGGUACAUAAACCUCACACACCUCUUGAAAAUGCUCAUUAAAUUAAAAGAUGUUAUAGAAGCUAUAUUACACGACAUUAUUGACUACCUAUAUGUCUUUCAACUACCUACAAUAACGUUUUUUUCCCCCUCGAUGGCGGAUUACAGUAGAUUUGCUUGCAUUAGAUACUGAGCUAUGUCUGAAUUUCAGGGAGUAACAUUUUGAAAGAACAUAAUGUUUGUUAGUGAGAGGAAAUUACAUAAAAACACUGUAGGCUACUUAUUGAAUACCUCACGGUCUGCUGACCGUCUGAAUUUUGGUUCACAAAUGUAAUUUGUACUUUAUUUAUUAAAUAAAACAAAUUAUAUCUGCGAAUA
Messenger RNA from Lates calcarifer (barramundi perch), 2735 nucleotides. It is a transcript of the gene hoxa9a, whose product is annotated as homeobox A9a. Gene Ontology annotation, cellular component: nucleus. The record is from RefSeq and is a predicted model, not a curated record. Gene Ontology annotation, molecular function: DNA-binding transcription factor activity, RNA polymerase II-specific; RNA polymerase II cis-regulatory region sequence-specific DNA binding. Gene Ontology annotation, biological process: embryonic skeletal system morphogenesis; regulation of transcription by RNA polymerase II; proximal/distal pattern formation. Lineage: Eukaryota; Metazoa; Chordata; Actinopteri; Centropomidae.